AUGCCGACUCCAUAUGAGCAAGAGAUGGAGCGUCUCCGCAAAUUAUUAGCCGAUGUGGAGAGUGAUGAAGAUGUUAUUCCAGACGAUGAAUGUUUUAGUGAUCAAGAAAACUUUAGUGACCACGACAGUGACAGCGAAUUUUCAGUAAGUGAAAGUUCUGCUGAUCACGAUAGAGAUGACACCUUUGUUGGAAGAGAUGCAAAAACUAUUUGGCAAAAAACAAAACUUCGAGCUAAUGUUCGUGCUCCAGCUCGAAAUAUAAUUACGCAUCUUCCUGGGCCAAAAGGAAACGCCAAAAAUGUCAGUGAUGUCUUUGAGAGCUGGAGCAUUUUUAUCGAUGAUAAAAUGAUAAACCAAAUAGUAGAAUGCACGAAUAUUUUUAUACAUGACAUUUCAAAAAAUUACUCAAGACUCAGGGAUGCAAAAUGCACAGAUUUGGUGGAAAUUAAGGCUUUAUUUGGCCUAUUAUUUUUAGCAGGUCUUCACAAGUCUUCUCAUCUAAACGUAAGGGACUUAUGGGCUACUGACGGAACCAGAAUCGAAAUAUUUCGUUGUGUAAUGUCAUACAACCGAUUUCUUUUUUUGACGAGAUGUUUACGCUUUGACCAUGUACAUACCAGAGAUUCAAGGAAACAAGACAAUAAACUGGCUGCAAUAAAUGAAGUAUUUGAAGCUUUCGAUGCAAACUGCAAAGAAAAUUACACUUUAGGGGAAUAUGUGACCAUUGACGAAAAACUGGGACCGUUUCGGGGUCGCUGUGCCUUUAGACAGUAUAUGCCAAACAAGCCCGCAAAAUAUGGAAUAAAACUAUUUGCACUAGUCGAUGCAAGAACUUUUUAUACUUCAUCAAUGGAAAUCUACUGUGUUGAAGAAAAAAGAGCAAACCGUGUUGUUAGUGAAGAACCCCCAACUAAAAAGGCCGAAGUUUUGGGUCGAUUCAGCCAAGAUGUCUGCGGCUUCAUUGCCAUGGAUGUUUACAUGAGAGGGAAUCCACUGAAAGUGGACUUCCCUUCCCUUGGUUAG
Uloborus diversus is the source of this 1023-nucleotide messenger RNA. RefSeq names its product piggyBac transposable element-derived protein 4-like. Bases 1 to 1023 code for a protein of 340 amino acids. The transcript has 3 exons. Lineage: Eukaryota; Metazoa; Arthropoda; Arachnida; Araneae; Uloboridae. The record is from RefSeq and is a predicted model, not a curated record.